Messenger RNA from Solanum dulcamara, 840 nucleotides. RefSeq names its product putative disease resistance RPP13-like protein 1. Bases 1 to 840 code for a protein of 279 amino acids. The record is from RefSeq and is a predicted model, not a curated record. Lineage: Eukaryota; Viridiplantae; Streptophyta; Magnoliopsida; Solanales; Solanaceae. The transcript is spliced from 4 exons.
AUGGAAAAUCGCGAGACGACGCCGGAAAUCAAUAGAUCUAGGCCAAAUCUGAACAGAUCUGGAGAAAUUAAAUACCUUCCACAGUCGAUCAGUGAUCUUUACAAUCUACAAACAUUGCUACUACGCAACUGUUAUUAUCUCAUUGAGUUGCCUGCUGACAUGGGGAAACUGCUCAAUCUACGCUACCUUGAUGUUAGCGGAAGUGGUUUACAAAAGAUCUCGCUGGGUCUGGAUAAAUUGGUGUACCUCAGGACAUUACCAGAAUGCAUUAACUUGUUGCACCUUGAGGGUUCACUUUCAAUACUGAAUUUGGAAAAUGUGGAUAAUGUUUGGGAUGCUCACGGAGCUAGUUUGAUAACUAAGAAACACCUUCGCGAGUUAUUGCUUCAAUGGAGCGAUGGUUUUGAGCACUUAGAGAAGGCUAGAAUGGCAACUAAUGUUCUUGAGCUGUUACGACCCCAUCAAAAUAUAGACAAGGCUACUAUCAAGGUCUACAGUGGUACACAACUCCCUACUUGGAUGGCGAAUCCUUCAUUCCACAAGCUGGACUUAAGUGAGAUAAAAAGCAUUGGUGAUGAGUUUUUCGGUUUUACUUCAACCAUAUUGACCCCUUUUGCAUCUUUAGAGACUCUAUCCUUCACGGAUAUGCAGGAAUGGGAAGAUUGGUUACUUGGUUAUGAUGGAGAUAGAGAAGCAUUCUAUAACCUCUUGGAGAACCACUUGGAGGAGUGUCCUAAACUGCGAGGAGAAUUACCUGACGUCCUUCCUUGCCUCGUAAAUCUUGUGAUUUGCAAGUGUCGACAAUCGGAUUCCUCUUCCACGACUUCCACAACUAAAUGA